UGUUGAAAAUUAUAACGUGUAGUUAUUCUUCUCUUUUCUUCUAUAUUUUCCUCAAUGGCUAAGUCCGAUUCGGCCGGGAAAGGCCCUUCCAUUAUUUCCACAAUGCUCGUUCUUGGACUGCUAAUGGCUACUCUUGGCACAACAGGUGCGCAAGUUGGUGUUUGUUAUGGAAGACUUGGUAAUAAUCUACCACAGCCGACAGAAGUUAUAGCCCUCAGUAAACAAAACAACAUCCGAAGAAUGAGAAUCUAUGAUCCAAACCAAGAUGUUCUUCGAGCCCUCGGAGGCUCCGACAUUGAGCUCAUGCUCGGCCUUCCGAACGACAACAUUGAAAACAUCGCUUCAAGCCAAGCCAAUGCAGACGCUUGGGUUCAAAACAACGUGAAAAACUUCGGUAAUGUCAGGUUCAAGUAUAUUGCAGUUGGAAACGAAGUAAAGCCUUCGGAUCGAUAUGCACAGUUCCUUGUCCCCGCCAUGCGAAACAUUCAAAACGCAGUUUCUGCAGCUGGCCUCGCAAACCAGAUCAAAGUUUCCACUGCCGUUGACACUGGAGUACUUGGAGAGUCCUCCCCCCCAUCAAGAGGCUCUUUCAAGCCCGAAUACAGGCCACUUCUUGAUCCUAUCAUCACCUUCUUAGUGAACAACCGGUCUCCAUUACUCGUUAACUUAUACCCAUAUUUCAGUCACAUUGGUGACACCCAAAAUGUUCAUCUGGACUUUGCCCUUUUCACGGCUCCUUCAGUUGUAGUGAGCGACCCUCCGCGCAGUUAUCGUAAUCUUUUCGAUGCCAUUCUAGAUGCUGUUUACUCGGCAUUGGAGAAGGCCGGCGGGGGGUCAUUGGAGAUCGUUGUAUCGGAGUCCGGUUGGCCUUCAGACGGUGGGGUAGCCACAUCGCUUGUAAAUGAAAGAACUUACAUAACGAAUUUGGUUCAGCAUGUGAAGGGCGCCAGUGGCACUCCAAAGAGACCUGGAAAGCCGAUAGAAACUUAUUUGUUUGCCAUGUUUGAUGAGAAUCAGAAAGAACCAGCGUUUGAGAAACACUGGGGGCUCUUUCUUCCAAAUAAACAGCCCAAGUUCCAAGUUACUUUUGGUUAAGAUCAAUAAAUAGUAUUAGAUCGAUCAUAUA
Juglans regia (Persian walnut) is the source of this 1126-nucleotide messenger RNA. Its product is annotated as glucan endo-1,3-beta-glucosidase, basic isoform-like. Gene Ontology annotation, molecular function: hydrolase activity, hydrolyzing O-glycosyl compounds. The coding region runs from base 55 to 1095 and encodes 346 amino acids. Gene Ontology annotation, cellular component: plasma membrane; cell wall. The record is from RefSeq and is a predicted model, not a curated record. NCBI's taxonomy places the organism in Eukaryota, Viridiplantae, Streptophyta, Magnoliopsida, Fagales, Juglandaceae. The transcript is spliced from 2 exons. Gene Ontology annotation, biological process: carbohydrate metabolic process.